Molecule: messenger RNA, 3522 nt
Organism: Dromiciops gliroides (monito del monte)
Lineage: Eukaryota; Metazoa; Chordata; Mammalia; Microbiotheria; Microbiotheriidae
Gene: SURF4
Product: surfeit 4
Exons: 7
Coding region: 145-963 (272 amino acids)
Biological process (GO): Golgi organization
Cellular component (GO): endoplasmic reticulum; endoplasmic reticulum-Golgi intermediate compartment; membrane
Source: RefSeq, a predicted model, not a curated record
CGCCGCCGAGGAGGCCGAGGCCACUUCCUGUGGAGGCCGCAGCAGGACCGGGAGGAGGAGGAGCCGCAGCCUGCGCCACACGGGAGGGAGCCGGAGCCCGAGCCGGAGCCGAGCCCUCCCGCCGCCGCCGCCGCCGCCGCAGCCAUGGGCCAGAACGACCUGAUGGGCACCGCCGAGGACGUCGCGGAUCAGAUCUCAUCGUUUCUUCGAGUCACGAAGCAGUACCUCCCUCACGUGGCACGCCUGUGUCUUAUUAGCACCUUCCUGGAAGAUGGCAUCCGAAUGUGGUUCCAGUGGAGUGAACAGAGAGACUAUAUUGAUGCUACUUGGAACUGUGGCUACAUCCUUGCCUCCAUCUUCGUGUUCUUAAACUUGCUUGGGCAGUUGACUGGCUGUAUCUUGGUAUUGAGCAGAAAUUUUGUACAGUAUGCCUGCUUUGGACUCUUUGGAAUUAUAGCAUUACAGACUAUUGCGUACAGCAUUUUAUGGGAUCUCAAAUUUUUGAUGAGGAAUUUGGCCUUAGGAGGAGGACUGCUGCUGCUCUUGGCUGAGUCCCGAUCUGAAGGGAAGAGCAUGUUUGCAGGUGUCCCAACCAUGCGAGAGAGCUCACCCAAACAGUACAUGCAGCUUGGUGGGAGGGUAUUGCUGGUCCUGAUGUUCAUGACCCUUCUUCACUUUGAUGCCAGCUUCUUUUCUAUUCUUCAGAACAUCGUGGGCACAGCUUUGAUCAUUUUAGUGGCCAUCGGUUUCAAAACCAAGCUAGCUGCCUUGACUCUUGUCAUCUGGUUGUUUGGCAUCAAUGUCUAUUUCAACGCUUUCUGGACAGUCCCAGUCUAUAAGCCCAUGCAUGACUUCCUCAAGUAUGACUUCUUCCAGACCAUGUCAGUGAUUGGAGGCUUGCUUCUUGUGGUUGCCUUGGGCCCUGGUGGUGUCUCCAUGGAUGAGAAGAAGAAGGAGUGGUAACAGCCCCCUUGUCCCUGCUCGCUGAAAAACCAGUGGCUAUCAAGGACAGUAUGGAUUCAACAAAACUGCCAGCAUUUGCAUCCCUGACUCCCUUCCCCUGGUAAAGGCACAGGUGUUUUGAGAACUUUAUUUACAGUGACACAAUCUGAAAUUGAUGGUUAAAUCUGCUUUGGAGGCAUGCUCAGUUCCAAAUUUUAGUAUUUUGGUUUUUCUUUUUUUUUUUUUUUAGGCUGGCCAGCCUGAACAGUUACUAUAUCACCCUUUAGCUGAGGGCUUUUGAAAUUCAUCUGCAUGGGCAGCUUGGCUGAUCCUGGCUUUUGUUUAUAUUUUUAUGGUUUGGGGGGGAGGGUGGAGAAAUGAACCUUCAAGUUGUACUGUGAGCAGAUACACAACUGUAUCAUUCGAUGUGGUGGUCUGUUUUUUUGUUUACAUUUUUAGCUAGAACUACUAACUGAUUUGAGAUUCCCUGGCCAAAUAUUACUUAUUUUAAAACUUCCUUAUAAAAAAAAUUCUCCCCUGUGGUGGCUUUAAUGUUAUUUUUCAAAUUUUUGUAGGAAAAAUGAUUUAAUAAGUCAAACAAAAAUCCAAAGAAGUACAGUAUUAACACUCUGCUAGAACUGACACAAUGGGGCUCCUGUUAGGCAGCUGUAUAAAAGGUAGCAAGAAACAUCAGUGUGACUCUUUGGACUGGUAUAAGUCUUAUACAGGCAGUGUUUCCCCCCAUCACUAAAGUUGCACUGAUUAAGCUUUGGUGGUUUAAGAUAGGAAAAGGGAGCCUGUUGAAGACUGUUUUAGGCACUGACUGCAGCAAGGCAUCAUGGCCUUUUGAAGUAUAAGAGCAGGGCAGUUGUCCACAGUGGGUUUACAGGCAGUGAACUAGACCUCAUUGAUACAUUUGACAUGGUAGGCAAUGGAUGCUAUUGGAGCAUAGCAUCUCAGGUAGGAUGAUGGUGGCUUCUUCUGAAGGCUUCAUCUCAGCACCAUUUGGGGUUGGUUCAAACCAAUGCCUCCCAUUCUUUUCUCACAGCCAAGAUCUUAGCUUACUGUGAAGCCCUAUUUGGGGAUCUGAAUGGGUUUUAGCAGCUCCCAUCACCCAGAUUUUUCCUUUUGUUAGGGGAUUUUUCCCAGGCUGUGGCCAGGAACUGGGUUUUUAUCCCAGGGUCUACCAUUUCAGGAGGCUGUUGCUUUGUUGUUCAAUUUUUUAUUUUCUUCUCUUUUUUUGCUAUACUGUAUACAGCCAAAUUGAAUUUUUUAAAAAAAGUGUGUGAUGCCUUACUGAUUUGAUCUUGAUCCUGUAUUUAAAGUUUUCUAACAUUGCCUUAUGCUGUGUUUCUCUUUUUUUGGGGGGCAGUAUAUUGGUUGUUGCAAUCCUAUAUUUAAAAAGUGUCCCUGUGUUUUAUAAUGUAGUAUAAAGCUACCGAGGGAUAGUUAAAACCUCUCUUGCAGUGCCUCCCCAACUCCUUAGAACCUUCUUGUGCAGCCGAAUUGCUGUCACUCUGGUGGCAGUGAGCUAAGCGGCUCCUUUUUGCUCUUGAAGGGAUAUUUAAUACUGGAAAUUUAGUUCCUACUUGCGAGUUUCCAGGAUCAUAGCAUCCUGAACUGUUUCAAAUAGUAGUUCCUUUCCAGCUGUAAAGCCCUUCCCUGUAAUGCAGGGCCUGUCAGUAUGACUAUCUUUGGGAUGAGAAUCCUGAGUCUACACUUUCCUCUGUUUAUGUGUCUCCCUUCUGCUUAUUAAUGAGAUUGUUUUAUUAGACUAUUGGAAAUGGCAAAGGAUGAAGAAUGGAAGCCUUUUUCUAAUGACUUGUACCUAAGGAGAAGGGGUAGAAUUUCUGCUCAGUUUCUCAAAGUAUUAUGCCAAGCUCUGAGAGAGCUCUUCUCUAGCCUGUCAUUGCAGGCCAGGCCCACAGUGCAGCCGGAUUUCGUCCUGACCAGGCCAACUAGCAAAACAUUGACCUCUUCCCUAUUUCCUCAAGUAUUUGUAAGAUGAAGCUAAAUAAGUUCAAUAUUCUAUCGAUUAAUUAUUGAGAUACUCAUGUUAAGAAAGGGUGGUUUGUAAACAGUGUUUUAGCCAAAGAAAGGCAAUUUUUUGGUUCCAGGUCCCAUUCGUUCCCCCUUACUAAUGCCAUCUAGCAGCACAGCAGGCCCAUCAACUCACAGGUUAGUUUUUUUUGUAAGCAACAUCUUUGCCAAGGCAACCCGAUCUGUUCUCCUCACCCCCGCUCUUCCACAGACUGGCUUUUUACUGUUGGAGAAGUGGGACUGAUGUGAACGUCUGAAACAGUGAGCCUUCCCAUGAUUGCAGUGUCUCUGGCUCUGCUGCUUCAUUUUCACCCUGUGAUUUUUAGUGGUUCAAAGCCUGGGGCAGGGACAGAAACUUGUAUUUACCAACGAUUGGCUUUGGCAAAAGUGUUCUGGUUUUUUGUUUUUUUUUUGCUUCAUGUGGGAAAGAAUAGGUAUAAAUCUCAUUUUAUGCUGUAUUUUAUAUCUUAGUUGUAUUUGAAAAUGUUUUGAUUUUUGGAAACAAACAUCAAAAUAAAAUAAUGGCAUUUGUUGUACCUA